UCUCUUCCUCAUUCUCUCUCUCUCUCUCCGACCACCAUAACCACCACAAUGGCAGCGGCAACCGCUUCCCUCACCGGCACCAUGGCGAGCACUUCCUUUCUCCGCCGCCAACAACCCAGUACAGCCAUCCGUUCUCUUUCCACCUCCAACAAAACAGCAGCCCUGUUUGGACUGAAAUCCAGCACCGGCAGCCGUAGCCGCGGCGGAGUGACCAUGAUGGCGAGCUACAAGGUGACCCUCAUCACGCCGGAGGGAACACAGGAGUUCGAAUGCCCUGAUGAUGUCUACAUCCUUGACCACGCCAUGGAGGAAGUGGGUGUCGACCUUCCGUACUCAUGCAGGGCCGGGUCUUGCUCGUCGUGCGCCGGAAAAGUAACCGCCGGGAACGUGGACCAGUCGGACGGGAGCUUUCUGGACGACGACCAGUUGGAGGCUGGAUGGGUGCUGACCUGUGUGGCUUAUCCCACCUGUGACGUCACCAUCGAGACCCACAAGGAGGAGGAGCUCACUGGUUAAUUUUUUAUAAUAUUUAUUUUUAAAUCAAUAAAUUUCAAGUGGUGGAUGAUGUGUUUGAUGGAAGUCGAAUGUCUUUAAAUUUAAGUCAACUUUAAUUAAGAUGUCAAAUUUUGUUACAUUUUAAUACUAUCUUUUUUCAAUAUUUGAAA
This is a messenger RNA of Cynara cardunculus var. scolymus (artichoke), 665 nucleotides long. RefSeq names its product ferredoxin. Gene Ontology annotation, biological process: electron transport chain. The coding region runs from base 49 to 516 and encodes 155 amino acids. Gene Ontology annotation, molecular function: 2 iron, 2 sulfur cluster binding; electron transfer activity. The transcript has a single exon. Gene Ontology annotation, cellular component: chloroplast. The record is from RefSeq and is a predicted model, not a curated record. Lineage: Eukaryota; Viridiplantae; Streptophyta; Magnoliopsida; Asterales; Asteraceae.